AUGAAGUUCACAACUGCAAUCAUUGCCACCCUGGUCGGAACCAGCACUGCCUUGUUCGACAAGGACCAGCCCUGGGGCAAGCGUGACUAUUCCUGCGUGAAUGUCUACCAGGGCAUCCCGGAUAACUCAACCGUCGUCGCUGGUCAAACCGUCAACGUGCGCUUCAACCGCAAGCCCACCGGACGCUGCACGGAUCCAUUGACUCAAUACCCCGGCGACGACUACAGCGUCUGGCUGUACAAUAACCCCGUCCGCAACAGGGAUAUUAUCUCUUUCGAUCAGUCAAUCAAGAUUACCGAUGGUAUUAAGGAGAAGGCGGGUCACGUUGCUGUCACUAUUCCCAAGGACUUGCCUCAGGUCAAGGAUGGCUCGGUUUGGUAUUUGCGGGUUGGAACUACUCUCUCAACUGCGCCUCAGAUGCCCUCCUUGUUCAACGCCGCUGGACCAUUCACCGUUACUCGCUCAUAA
Messenger RNA from Penicillium paradoxum, 468 nucleotides. RefSeq lists its product as uncharacterized. NCBI's taxonomy places the organism in Eukaryota, Fungi, Ascomycota, Eurotiomycetes, Eurotiales, Aspergillaceae. The record is from RefSeq and is a predicted model, not a curated record. The transcript has 3 exons. The coding region runs from base 1 to 468 and encodes 155 amino acids.